Anopheles nili is the source of this 1263-nucleotide messenger RNA. RefSeq lists its product as uncharacterized. Lineage: Eukaryota; Metazoa; Arthropoda; Insecta; Diptera; Culicidae. Bases 1 to 1263 code for a protein of 420 amino acids. The transcript is spliced from 3 exons. The record is from RefSeq and is a predicted model, not a curated record.
AUGCCGGCAACGAUGGUGAAGAGUGAAGCGACUGACCAGCACAACAACUGUGAUAAUGAGGAGGAGGAACCGAUAGACAUGAAAAAUGCGCAUCUCAUUAUCAACGAGCUCCGCAGUCGGUGCCGAAAUCAGUCCGAGCAGAUCAUGGCGUGGAAGAAGGCAUUCUCCCUGCAGCAAGAGCAGAACCACCGGCUACAGAAGGAAAAAACGGAGCAGCUUAACUACCUGACCAGCCAGCUGCUGCUGCUGGAAUCGCGCAUCAUGCGCAAGCAGAAGCAGGUCUCGAACGUGAUCUACCAGCGCGAACUGACGAUCUACCGGCAGCAGCGCAUCAUCGAGACACUCUCAAGCCGGCUGAUCGAUCACGGCAUCAUGGACGUCGGUAUGGACGCACCAAUGCACACCGGCAGCACCAGCAACGAUUUCGACUCGCUCAACGAUUCCGAUUCCGCGGUCGUCCUCGAGGACGUCGAUUCCGACUGCAACAGCUCGAUCUACUUCGGUGGUAGCAUUAGUGGCGGUGGCAGCCUCAAAUCCCGUGGUGGUUCUGCCAAAAUGUCGAACGACGUGACGAUCGUGCGCUCGAUCUCGGACGCGAUCGAGACGAACCUGAAGUACAACAACACCCGCCGCUCGAAUUGCUUCCUACGCCGACCCGAGAUCCUUGAGACGGUGUACAGCGUGGAGGAGGAUCCGGAACCGCAGAAUGCCGGUCCAGUGCCAAGUGGCCAGCAACCAGGCAGUCAGGUUGGUUCAUCCGGACCAGCUUCCCCGAAACCGGAUGCGGUUACAGAAAAGCGUGACAAGUUUAAGAAUCGCACCGAAAAGUGCGUCUCCACGGAUCACCCAGAGACGGGACAAUCUGCGGUGCGAGUCGAAGGCACCACACCGGUCAUUAUCACGAGCAGCAGCAGUUGUGACGUGGAAGCGGACCUUUGCGGGACACCGGCACAAAGCUGCAAGGUGCAGGGUGCCGUCACCAACUUUAACCGCGUCAUGUCGAACCACCGGUCGGUCACGAAACCGAAGGACGUCAAGUACAAGCGCAUCAACAAGGCCAAAUCGAAGAGUCUGGAAGAGCUGCGUGGUCGACUGAAGCACUGGGUCGAACGAGGCACCUGCAACGUGAAUCUCAACCUCGAUCAGGCUGGCGGAACAGCUGGGGCGCAUCUAAGCGGGCACCUAUCCGAGCACUGUGGGGCAGGAACGUUGCAACAGGCUCAAGCCCAACAACAGGCCAACCUGGCGCAGAGUUACGCGUGA